AUGUUAGCGCAUAGCGUACUUAAAAACUAUUGUGGCGCCGCAUUUGUGCUACGAAAAAUGUCGUCACAUGCUUCUGAGCUUCUUGUUUCUUCCAGUGGUCCUACGCGUACAAUUACUUUGAAUCGCCCGAAAGCUCUAAAUGCUUUAAAUCUCAAUAUGGUUCGAGAAAUCUACCCGUUAUUGCAGGAAUGGAAUUUGUCAAAUGAUGUAAAUUUGAUCAUGAUCAAAGGCAGUGGUGAUAAAGCUUUUUGUGCUGGUGGAGAUGUGCUUGCCGUCACAAAGUCAGCGAAAGAUGCCCAAGCAGGAAAAGACUCGACCAUGCAUCAAGAAUUUUUCAAAGAAGAAUAUCAACUAAACCAUUUGAUCGGGACGCUCUCAAAACCCUAUGUAGCGUUGAUCGAUGGAAUCGUAAUGGGCGGAGGAUGUGGUUUAUCGAUAAAUGGCCGUUAUCGUGUCGCAACCGAGAAAACAAAACUAGCUAUGCCUGAAACGGCUCUCGGACUGUUUCCAGAUGUUGGUGGAAGCUACUUCCUUUCUCGAUUGCGCAACAAUCUUGGAAUGUUUCUUGCUUUAACUGGAUAUCGACUUGAAGGUGCCGAUACAUUUCAUGCUGGUUUGACUACACAUUAUAUUGAAUCAUCUCAAUUACCAGCACUGGAGAAAGCACUGAGCGAAUUUAAACAAGUCGAUGAUGAGACUGUCAAGCGAACAUUGGCUUCGUUUGGGUCAAAACAACUUCCGCCGUUUAGUUUGGAAAAGCAACUUCGCCAAAUACGGGAGACUUUUGGGGGAAAAAGUGUUGAAGAAAUCAUCGAAAAUCUGAACAAAGAUGGAAGUGAAUGGGCGACUACGCAAAUUAAAAUUCUUAAGAAAAUGAGUCCUACCUCGCUAAAAGUCACCCAUCGUCAGCUUGAGACGGGGAAAAGAAUGUCUUUUUCAAAGAUAUUUUCUAUGGAAUAUCGGCUUUCGCAAAGGUUUAUGGACGGGCACGAUUUUCAUGAAGGCUGCAGAGCUAUUCUGAUUGACAAAGAUCGCAAUCCUAAAUGGAAGCCAGCGACACUGGAAGAAGUUGACGAUGAUAGUGUUGACAAAUAUUUUGCCCCACUUCCACACACCCAGGAGCUUUUGUUGCACGACGAAGAG
Molecule: messenger RNA, 1143 nt
Organism: Mesorhabditis belari
Lineage: Eukaryota; Metazoa; Nematoda; Chromadorea; Rhabditida; Rhabditidae
Source: the annotation of a GenBank genome assembly